Molecule: messenger RNA, 7838 nt
Organism: Acomys russatus (golden spiny mouse)
Lineage: Eukaryota; Metazoa; Chordata; Mammalia; Rodentia; Muridae
Gene: Stab1
Product: stabilin 1
Exons: 68
Coding region: 39-7838 (2599 amino acids)
Biological process (GO): cell adhesion
Molecular function (GO): hyaluronic acid binding; calcium ion binding
Source: RefSeq, a predicted model, not a curated record
CCCACGCCACUUCGUCUUAGAAAGCGGACCUGCCUACCAUGGCAGAGCCCCAGAUCCUCCGUUUGCUCUGCAUCCUGGUCCUUUGCAUGCCAGGCUCUGGCUUCAUCAGAGAACAAAGGGCCCAGGUUCGGUCUAAACGCUGUGAUGUCCACACCACGUUUACCACUCACACACCCUGCACUGCCUGCGCUGUUAUCAGGAGGCGGGCAUGUCCCUCAGGCAUGAGUCGGAAUUUUCUGGAGAAGAUACUCCAGGACUGUCGCUAUGAGGUGAAGCUCAGGGGCUCUGUGAUAUCCUUAAGUGGCUGCAGGCGGGAAUGCUGGAAGAACAUGUUACAGAUUGCCUGCUGCCCCGGCUACUGGGGAUCCGAGUGCUACGAGUGCCCUGGAGGUGCUGAGGCACCAUGUAAUGGCCACGGGACUUGCCUGGAUGGCAUAGCUGGAAAUGGGACCUGUGUGUGCCAGGAAAACUUCAGCGGCUCAGCCUGCCAGGAGUGCCGAGACCCCCAAAGAUUUGGGCCAGACUGCCAGUCAGUGUGCAGCUGUGUGCAUGGCCUGUGUGACCACGGACCACGAGGGAAUGGGAGCUGCACGUGUUUUGCUGGCUAUACCGGCCCCCACUGUGACCAAGAGCUCCCAGUCUGCCAGAGGCUGAGGUGCCCCCAGAAUUUCCAGUGCUCUGAAGAGACGCUCACCUGCACAUGCCUGCCUGGAUACACUCAGCAAGGCAAUGUCUGUGUGGCUCCUGACCCCUGUCAGCCGUCUCCUUGCUCCUCACUGGCCCGAUGUUCAAAGACUCCCAAGGGGCAGGCUCAGUGUCACUGCCCAGAGAAUUACCACGGGGAUGGGAAAGUGUGUCUGCCUCAGGACCCAUGCGUCACCAACUUUGGUGGCUGCCCCAGAAACUCCACCUCCUGUCAUUACCACGCACCAGGAAAGGCCACCUGUAUGUGCCUACCAGGUAUGAGAAGCAUUAACAAUGACGCUUCUAAGGGAUGCUAUGGCUCCUGCCAACAUUUAUGUGACAAAUCGGCCACCUGUCAGCUGACCCCUGAUGGAAGGACCAGCUGCGUGUGCAAAGAUGAUGAGGUGGAGGAUGGUCGCGCCUGCUACGGGCACCUGCUCCGCGAGGUUCAGAGGGCCAAGCAGGUUGGCCUGGUGCUCCUGCGGCUGAGAAUGGCCAUUGCAAUGAUGGAGCAGGGCUGCCAGGAGAUUCUUACCACAUCGGGCCCAUUCACCGUUCUGGUGCCAUCCAUGUUCUCCGUCUCUGUCGUCUCCAGUUCCAUCAAUGCGACACUUGCCCAGCAGUUGUGCAAACAAUACAUCAUCGCAGGCGAGCACAUCUUAGAGAGUGUAGGGCCCUCAAAUGUACGUAAGUGGUGGACGCUGGCUGGCCAGGAGAUCACCGUCACUUUCAAAAACUCGAGGUAUACCUUCAAGUAUGAAGACCAGCCCCAGCAGACGUUCAAUAUCAUAAAGGCCAACUACGUAGCAGCUAACGGGGUCUUCCAUACGGUUACUCCCCUACGGUGGCAGCUUCCACCUCCACUUCCAGGGAACCCCAAGAAAACUGUUGGCCAGAUCCUUGCUUCUACAGAGGUUUUCACAAGAUUUGAAACUAUCCUGGAGAACUGUGGGCUGCCAUCUAUCCUGGAUGGGCCUGGGCCCUUCACAGUCUUUGUCCCAAGCAAUGAAGCCGUGGACAGCCUGCGAGAUGGCCGUCUGAUCUACCUUUUCACAGCAGGCCUUUCCAAACUUCAGGAGCUAGUAAGGUACCACAUCUACAACCAUGGCCAGCUGACAGUUGAGAAGCUCAUCUUGAAGGGACGUGUCCUCACCAUGGCCAACCAGGUCCUGGCUGUGAAUAUCUCUGAAGAGGGCCGCAUCCUGCUGGGACCCGAGGGCAUCCCCGUGCAGAGAGUGGAUGUGCCGGCUGCCAACGGUGUGAUCCACAUGCUGGAAGGCAUCCUGCUACCCCCCAGCAUCCUGCCUAUCCUACCCAAGCACUGCGAUGAAGAGCAGCACAAGAUCGUGCAGAGUUCUUGUGUGGAUUGCCAAGCCUUGAACACCAGUAUAUGCCCCCCAAACAGUGUGAAAAUGGAUAUCUUCCCUAAGGAGUGUGUUUAUACCUAUGACCCAACUGGCCUCAAUGUGCUGAAGAAAGGCUGUGCCCACUACUGCAACCAGACCAUCACAAAACGCGGCUGCUGCAAAGGAUUCUUUGGGCCUGACUGUACACAGUGUCCUGGGGGUUUCUCCAACCCCUGCUACGGCAAAGGCAACUGCAGCGAUGGGGUCCAGGGCAAUGGGGCCUGCCUCUGCUUCCCGGACUACAAGGGCAUCGCCUGCCAUAUCUGCUCCAACCCAAACAAGCAUGGAGACCAGUGCCAGGAAGACUGUGGCUGUGUCCAUGGUCUGUGUGACAACCGUCCUGGCAGUGGAGGGGUGUGCCAGCAGGGCACAUGUGCCCCUGGCUUCCGAGGCAGCUUCUGCAAUGAAACCACGAAGGAAUGUGGAUCCACAGAGCUGGCCAAGCACUGCCACCUGCACGCUCACUGCGUCAGUCAGGGCGGUGCUGCCAGGUGUGUCUGCCUUGAUGGAUUUGAAGGUGAUGGCUUCUUCUGCAAACGCAGCAAUCCCUGCACGCGUCCAGACCGUGGUGGUUGCUCUGAGAAUGCUGAAUGUGUCAGUGGAGACCUGGGUACACACCAAUGUGUUUGCAACAAAGGCUGGAGUGGGGAUGGCCGCGUCUGCGUGGCCAUCGACGAAUGUGGGCUGGACACACGAGGUGGCUGCCAUGCUGAUGCUCUCUGCAGUUAUGUGGGGCCCGGACAGAGCCGUUGCACGUGUAAGCUGGGCUACGCUGGAGAUGGCUUCGAGUGUAGCCCCAUUGACCCCUGUCGGAUAGGCAAUGGCGGCUGCCAUGGUCUGGCUACCUGCCAGGCAGUCGGGGGAGGGCAGCGGGUUUGCACAUGCCCUCCUCAUUUUGGUGGUGAUGGCUUCAGUUGCUAUGGAGACAUCUUGCAGGAACUAGAGGCAAAUGCCCACUUCUCUGCCUUCUCUCAAUGGUUCAAGAAUUCAAGUGUCACUCUCCCUGCUGACAGUAAAGUCACAGCCCUGGUGCCUUCUGAAUCUGCCAUCCGAAGGCUGAGCCUUGAGGACCAGGCCUUCUGGCUGCAGCCAAAGAUGCUACCGGAAUUGGUCAGGGCCCAUUUUCUUCAGGGUGCCUUCUUGGAGGAGGAGCUGGCCCGUCUAAGUGGACAACAUGUAGCCACACUGAACCCCACAACACGCUGGCAGAUACAGAACAUCAGUGGGAAAGUCUGGGUGCAGAAUGCCAGUGUGGAUGUACCCGACCUCCUUGCUACCAAUGGCAUCCUACACAUUAUCAGCCAGGUAUGGCAGGAGAAGGGAGUGCGGGGGUACUUCAUGGCCAGCAAUGAUGGACUGACAACCCCUCCUGCUCUCCGUCAGGUCAUGCUGCCUCCGAGAGGUGAUGUGCAGCCUGGACCUGGGUUGCUGCAGCAACUAGAUAGGGUGCCUGCCUUCCACCUCUUCCGGGAGCAGCUAAAGCACCACAAACUGGUAGCCCAAAUUGAGGCUGCCAAAGCCUACACCAUCUUUGUGCCCACAAAUCACUCUCUGGAGACCCAGGGCAACAACAGUAUCCUGGACAUAGACACAGUGCGACAUCAUGUGAUCGUUGGGGAGGCACUGUCUGUGGAGGUCCUGCGGAAAGGGGGGCACCGCAACUCCCUCCUGGGCUCCGCCCACUGGCUGGUCUUCUACAAUCACAGUGGCCAGCCCGAGGUGAACCACGUGCCGCUGGAGGGCCCCUUUCUGGAAGCCCCUGGCAGUGCCCUCUUUGGACUGUCCGGGGUCUUGACAGUGGGCUCCAGCCGUUGCCUGCACAGCCACGCAGAGGCUCUUCGGGAGAAAUGCAUAAACUGUACCCGCAAAUACCGCUGUACUCAAGGCUUCCAGCUGCAGGACACACCUAGGAAGAGCUGCGUCUACAGAUCUGGCUAUUCCUUCUCCCGGGGCUGUUCCUACACAUGUGCCAAGAAGAUCCAGGUGCCUGACUGCUGCCCAGGCUUCUUUGGCAUACUGUGUGAGCCAUGCCCAGGAGGUCUAGGUGGAGUGUGCUCAGGCCACGGGCAGUGCCAAGACAGGUUCUUGGGCAGUGGGGAAUGUCGCUGCCAAGAAGGCUUCCACGGAACAGCUUGUGAGAUGUGUGAGCUGGGCCGCUAUGGCCCUACCUGCUCUGGAGUAUGUGACUGUGACCAUGGGCUGUGUCAGGAGGGGCUACGAGGGAAUGGAAGCUGUGUCUGCAACGUGGGCUGGCAGGGUGUCCGUUGUGACCAGAAAAUCAUUGAUCAUCAGUGUCCCAAGAAGUGUGAUCCCAAUGCCAACUGCAUACAGGACUCUUCUGGAAUCCUUGCCUGUGUCUGUGCUGCAGGAUACUCAGGCAAUGGCAGUUUUUGCUCAGAGGUGGAUCCCUGUGCCUCUGGCCAUGGUGGCUGCUCACCCUAUGCCAACUGUACCAAGGUGGCUCCCGGGCAACGCACAUGUACCUGCCGGGAUGGCUAUAUGGGUGACGGGGAGCUGUGCCAGGAAAUAAACGGCUGUCUCAUCCACAAUGGGGGCUGCCAUGUUCAUGCUGAGUGUAUCCACACAGGCCCCAAACAGGUCUCCUGCAACUGCCGUGAGGGUUACAGCGGUGAUGGCAUUCAGGCUUGCAAGCUUCUGGACCCCUGCUCCCAGAACAAUGGAGGUUGCAGUCCUUACGCUGUGUGCAAAAGCACAGGGGAUGGGCAGAGGACAUGUACCUGCGACAGCACUCAUACUGUGGGAGAUGGCAUCACCUGUCAUGGACGCGUUGGACUGGAGCUCCUACGGAACAAGUAUGCCUCUUUCUUCAGCCUCCACCUCCUGGAAUACAAGGAGCUCAAGGGUGAUGGACCUUUCACCAUCUUUGUGCCACGUGCUGAUCUAAUGAGCAACAUGUCACAGACCGAGCUGGCUAGGAUACGUGUCCAUCGCCAGCUUGUGUUUCGCUACCACAUGGUUGGCUGCAGGCAGCUGGGGAGCCAAGAGCUGCUGAACCAGGGAUAUGCCACUGCACUGUCCGGGCACACGCUGCGUUUCAGUGAGAGAGAGGGCAGCAUUUAUCUGAACGACUUUGCUCGGGUGGUAAGCAGUGACUACGAGGCAGUGAAUGGUGUCUUGCACUUCAUCGACCGUGUCCUGCUGCCACCGGAUGUGCUGCACUGGGAGGCUGAUAGUGUCCCGGUCCCUCGGAGAAAUGUCACCGCCGCUGCCGAAGGCUUCGGUUAUAAGAUCUUCAGCCGCCUGUUGAAGGUGGCUGGCCUCCUGCCCAUGUUUCAAGAUGCAACCCACCGUCCCUUCACUAUGCUGUGGCCCACGGAUUCUGCCCUGCAAGCCCUGCCUCCUGAUCAGAAGAACUGGCUCUACCAUGAGGACCACCGUGACAAACUGGCAGCCAUUUUGCGGGGUCACAUGAUUCGCAACAUUGAGGCCUUGGCAACUGACCUACCCAACCUGGGCCAACUCCGAACCAUGCAUGGAAACACCAUCUCUUUCUCCUGUAGCCGUGCCCGGCCUGGUGAGCUCACGGUAGGUGAAGAUGGCGCCCGCAUCGUGCAACGGCACUUGCUCUUUGAAGGCGGCGUGGCUUAUGGCAUUGACCAGAUGCUGGAGCCACCCGGCCUUGGUGCCCGUUGUGAUCACUUCGAAACCCAGCCACUUCAAAUGAAGACUUGCAGCAUCUGUGGGCUGGAGCCACCCUGUCCUCGGGGCUCACGGGAGCAGGGCAGCCCCGAGACCUGCUGGCGUUACUACUCCAAGUUCUGGACCACUCCACUGUACUCCCUGACAAUGCGGGGCGGUUCCUGGAUACAACCUAGUUUUUGGAGAAACAAUGGUGUAGGUAGGGGCUGCCACCGCAAAUGUGUCACCUCUGUCUGGAAGCCCAGCUGUUGCCCCGGUCACUAUGGCAUUGACUGCCAAGCUUGCCCUGGUGGCCCCAGAACCCCCUGCAGUGACCAUGGUGUAUGCCUGGAUGGCAUGAGUGGAAGUGGGCAGUGUAGCUGCCAUUCGGGUUUUGCCGGGACAGCCUGUGAGCUCUGUGCCCCAGGUGCCUUUGGACCCCAAUGCCAAGCUUGCCGCUGCACCUCACAUGGGCAUUGUGAUGAAGGUCUUGGGGGCUCCGGCUCCUGCUUCUGUGAUGAAGGCUGGACUGGGCCCCACUGUGAAGUACAGCUGGAGUUGCAGCCUGUGUGUACCCCACCCUGUGCAACCCAGGCCGUGUGCCGUGUGGGCAACAGCUGUGAGUGCAGCCUGGGCUAUGAAGGGGAUGGCCGUGUGUGCACAGUGGCAGAUCUGUGCCGGAAGGGGCGUGGCGGCUGCAGUGAGCAUGCCAACUGCAGCCAGGUGGGGACAGUGGUCACCUGUACCUGCCUGCCUGCCUAUGAGGGUGAUGGUUGGAGUUGCCGAGCUCGCAACCCCUGCUUGGAUGGCCACCGUGGAGGCUGCAGCGAACAUGCUGACUGCCUCAACACUGGUCCGAACACACGGCGCUGUGAAUGCCACGUGGGCUAUGUGGGUGACGGACUGCAGUGUCUAGAGGACCUCAAACCGCCUGUGGACCGAUGCGUGGGAGAGUCAUCACCCUGCCACGCAGAUGCAUUGUGCACUGACCUACACUUCCAGGAAAAACGGGCUGGUGUCUUCCACAUCCAGGCCACCAGCGGCCCUUACAGUUUGACCUUCCCGGAGGCUGAGGAAGCAUGCAAGGCCCAGGGAGCAGUCCUUGCUUCGCUCCCCCAACUCUCUGCUGCCCAGCAGCUAGGCUUUCAUGUCUGCUUCAUGGGCUGGCUGGCCAAUGGCUCUGCUGGCCACCCUGUCGUCUUCCCAGCGGCUGACUGUGGGGAUAACCGCGUAGGUGUCAUCAGCCUUGGUGUCCAAAAGAACCUUUCGGAGCGCUGGGAUGCUUACUGUUACCGAGUGCGAGACGUGGCAUGCCAAUGUCCCGCCGGCUACGUGGGUGAUGGGGUCAGCACAUGCAACGGGAAGCUGCUUGACGUUCUGGCUGCCACAGCCAACUUCUCCACCUUCUAUGGGAUGCUGCUGGCCUAUGGUAAUGCCACUCAGCGAGGUCUUGAGUUCCUCGACUUCCUGCUUGAUGAGCUCACCUACAAGACGGUCUUUGUUCCUGUUAAUGAAGGCUUUAUGGACAACCUGACGCUGAGUGGUCCAGACUUAGAACUCCAUGCCUCCAAUGCCACCUUCCUGAGUGGCAAUGCCAGCGGGGGGACAUUGCUUCCUGCCUACUCCGGCCUUAGUCUCUUCAUAACUGAUACAGGUUCUGACAACAUUUCCUCGGUUCCUCUGGCCCCAGGGGCAGUUGUGGUCAACCACAUCGUCGUGUGGGAUAUCAUGGCUUUCAAUGGUGUCAUCCACGCUCUGGCCAGCCCCUUGGUCACGCCUCCCCAGUCUAGGGCAGUGCUGGGACCUGAGCCUCCAGCUGUGGCAUUAAGCAUGGGGAUUGUGCUAACCUGUGGGGCACUGCUGGGGCUGGGAGCUGGAGCCUUCUACCUGCGUGCCCGAGGCAAGGCCACAGGCUUUGGCUUCUCGGCCUUCCAGGCGGAAGAUAAUGCUGACGAUGACUUCUCUCCAUGGCAAGAAGGGACUAGCCCAACCUUGGUUUCUGUCCCCAACCCUGUGUUUGGCAGCCAUGAUGCCUUUUGUGAACCUUUUAAUGACUCCCUCCUGGAGGAGGACUUCCCCGACACCCAGAGGAUCCUUGAGGUCAGAUGA